Messenger RNA from Polyodon spathula (Mississippi paddlefish), 728 nucleotides. Its product is annotated as growth-regulated alpha protein. The transcript is spliced from 4 exons. Gene Ontology annotation, molecular function: chemokine activity; CXCR chemokine receptor binding. Gene Ontology annotation, cellular component: extracellular region. NCBI's taxonomy places the organism in Eukaryota, Metazoa, Chordata, Actinopteri, Acipenseriformes, Polyodontidae. Gene Ontology annotation, biological process: antimicrobial humoral immune response mediated by antimicrobial peptide; chemokine-mediated signaling pathway; neutrophil chemotaxis. The coding region runs from base 57 to 377 and encodes 106 amino acids. The record is from RefSeq and is a predicted model, not a curated record.
GCUAACAUCACUUAACCUGAAAAAAAAAAAAAAACCUCUGCUGAACCACUGCCAAGAUGACACUCAAGAUGAGGCUUUUCCUGUUAGCACUAGCUGCCUGCUACAUUUCUGCUGUGUAUGCUGCUGGGUUGCCAUUCUCCAAUGACCCGAAAUGCAAAUGCAUAACACAAACAUCUGCUAAAAUCAACCCAAAGACCUUCCAUCACAUUGAGAUGAUUCCCAGAGGAGCCCACUGUAGCAAGGUCGAGAUAAUAGUCACCUUGAAAAACAAACAUGUGGUCUGUGUGAACCCUGAAGCAACAUGGAUCCAACAUGUUAUUACGGUCAUUCUGCAGAGAAGAAACACCACCGCCGUCGUAGAUGAGAAUCCCAAAUAGUAACUGGGCAGCACUGAAGCAAAUACAAAAGCAUGAAGCGACAUCAUUCUUUUCCCUGAUGCUACAGAAUAAUCUUCUUCUUUUAAUGAUCCUCUAUUACAGACAGCACCAGUGAAAUAGUAGUAUGUAAUAAUUGUAUGAGAAAUGUAUUUUAAUAUUUGUUUCAUGUGGGCCAUAGAUAAACAAUUUAAAUUUAUAAAAAAAAAAAGUUGUAUUGGUUUUUGAGACCAUUAAAUGAUUGCUUUGUAAGAAUAAACAAACUGAACAAGAAAUCCUGUGCUGCAAAUGACUGACCAUAAUGUCACACUUUUUAAAGUAAAUUGCUUUUGAACCAUUCCCUAUAUUGUCAAU